UUAUCUAUUGCAUAUGUAAAUUUCGCGUCUUUGCAAAACAAUGCAAAAUUCGUUGUCGAGAAAAGUCGAAAUGAUUUGCUCAAUCCAAAUGUUAGUCCUAUACCAAGAGCAAGCACUAGUGGUUGGGAUGGACAACAUUUCGUCAUAACCCAUCUUGAGAAACUUCAUUUUGCGGCCUGAUCGUUCUGUAACAGAGCUACACCCGGCGAUCAUGGGCCAGACACUAAUUUGCCCUACUGCUGUGGCGGUGGCGCCGCCGCCCAUGGUUGCCAAUGUGAUCGGUACUUGGUCGUACCGCACCGUCAGUCAACGGAUGAAGUCUAUAUUGCGUACUGUCCUGGCUACAUUCGCCCGCGAAGAACUUAUGCUGAUUGAGAAGAUUGGUGCCUUUGGACGCGAGUCUUUGGACCUGGUACUGAAGGAAUUAGAAAUACUUUAUGAUGGGCUCACGAACAACCGAUUUUUAACGCCUCUGACAGGAGAAGCGGGUGAUGUCACUGACUGGAACCGAGUUUUUGAAGCGGCGCACGUAGACGGUGUGCCACCCUCCUGGCACGAUGGUUCUUGGCUGUACGUGGAAUGUUUUUUGUAUAGAAAGCUCUACGACAUCCUGGACACCAGCGGCGUCCUGCAAGAUUACGACUAUUUCCAUGAUCAGAAGGUGGAAAGCUUUGAAAAUGCUGUUCAGGCCGCACACGAGCUCGCUACGGGCCUGCUGGCGGACUUGGAAGCUGCAAAGAAGCUGUCAACCUCCAAAAUAAAGGCCAUUUUUAUCCAGCUGAUGAUGGUCUCGCUGUGGGGUAACAGGUACGACCUGACGCUUACGGGCGGUGUGAAGGUGUCGCAGGACAAGUCGCCGAUGGAAGAGCUGCAGGAGCUGUCCAGCUACAUCCUUGUCGACGAAACGUCGCGCAUUUUCUCGUAUCUGAACUCGCUGAAGCGCCAGAAGAAGAGGAUUCGCGUCGACUUCGUGUCUGACAAUGCCGGCUUCGAGUUGUUCGCCGACCUGUGCCUGGCCGACUUCCUGACGUCGGCGGGUCUGGCGCAGCGCAUCACCUUCCACAUCAAGGAGAUCCCCUGGUUUGUCUCGGACACCACCCAGGUCGACAUCGACUGGCUGAUGGAGCGGCUGAAGACGGACGAGCAGGGCCCGUCGCUGCCGGAGCUGUCCGCCAGGUGGCGGAGGAACUUUCGCGCCGGCGCCUGGGAGGUGGCCACCUCGCCCUUCUGGACGUCUCCGCAUCCGUUCUGUCGGAUGAAGCAACUGUGCCACAACCUCUACUGGCGUCUGCAGGGCGCCAACCUGCUGCUGUUCAAGGGUGACCUCAACUACCGCAAGCUGCUGGCCAACCGGCCAUGGCCUGUGAGCACCGCGUUCUGCCGCGCCCUCGACGGCUUCCACCCGGCGCCUCUGGUGGCGCUGCGGGUGCUCAAGGCUGACCUGGUUGUCGGCAUGACCAAUAAGACGGCUCGCGCCGCCGCCGAACGCGAUGCUGACUGGAUGACGUGCGGCGAGUUCGCUGUCAUCCAGAUGUGCCAUCGGCGAAACCCGCUGGAUGCGCUCUGAUUGCGGGGGGGGGGGGGAGGGGGGCAAUGGCAACGGAGAAGUUGCAAAGUAGGCUGUAGGCCCAGAAGUGGCUUAAACGCACCAUUAGGUAUACUCGGGCUGCUUCGUACGGUGAGUCCACCGAGUGCAUUGACACGAUGUAGUUAUAUUCUUUAUUUUCCGAGCCUCUUAAGCGUCUUUUUCCACGUCUUCGUGUGCCUUUUGAAUUGACAUGUUUGCGCUGUGUUUGGUUUUGUAAUGAAUUAUUUCAGCAAUAAACUUUAGCUAUUUUCUUUUCCAA
This is a messenger RNA of Pollicipes pollicipes, 1847 nucleotides long. RefSeq names its product damage-control phosphatase ARMT1-like. Gene Ontology annotation, cellular component: nucleus. The record is from RefSeq and is a predicted model, not a curated record. Bases 212 to 1567 code for a protein of 451 amino acids. Gene Ontology annotation, molecular function: phosphatase activity. The transcript has a single exon. Lineage: Eukaryota; Metazoa; Arthropoda; Thecostraca; Pollicipedomorpha; Pollicipedidae. Gene Ontology annotation, biological process: DNA damage response.